Messenger RNA from Hibiscus syriacus, 766 nucleotides. Its product is annotated as ethylene-responsive transcription factor RAP2-1-like. The transcript has a single exon. The record is from RefSeq and is a predicted model, not a curated record. NCBI's taxonomy places the organism in Eukaryota, Viridiplantae, Streptophyta, Magnoliopsida, Malvales, Malvaceae. Gene Ontology annotation, molecular function: DNA binding; DNA-binding transcription factor activity. Bases 49 to 510 code for a protein of 153 amino acids. Gene Ontology annotation, biological process: regulation of DNA-templated transcription.
CUUCCAUUAAAAAAAGGUUCUGUUUUUGUUUUUUGAUCUUUUUGUGCCAUGGAGUUUGGUGAUUGUUGUUUAACUUCAAGUUCAACAAAGGGAGGGAAACGAAAGUUGCAUAGGCAACAGCAGAAGGAGAAACCAUUCAGAGGGAUAAGGAUGAGGAAGUGGGGGAAGUGGGUUGCUGAAAUCAGAGAACCAAACAAGAGGUCUAGGAUUUGGCUCGGUUCUUACACCACCCCUAUAGCCGCCGCUCGUGCUUACGACACCGCCGUUUUCUACUUGCGUGGGCCUUCUGCUAGGCUCAAUUUCCCUGAUCUCGUAUUACAAGAAGACGACCUUAGGGAUAUCUCCACCGUUUCCAUACGUAAGAAGGCCACCGAGGUAGGGGCUAAAGUCGACGCUUUAGAAACUUCUCUCCAUCAUGCAUCUGCUUCAUCAUCGGAAUCAUCGAACCCUUCUCGAGUUCUCCGGAAACCUGAUUUGAACAAGUAUCCCGACAGUUCUGAUGAGGAUUGAAACAAUAUACUAGUUACCGUACCCGCAAAGCCUACAACUGUUUAUAGUCCCCACUUUUUUCUCCUUUCACUUUUGUCUUUUGAUUCUCUCAAGAAAUAUCAAGUGCCCGAGGAAUAGACUCAGUAAAGAAUGGAUUGAUUCUCAGUUUUAUAAGGUUUAUAAAUAAUUUACUUUGGGAAAUACAAGUUUGGUUUAUGGCAUGUAACAUUUAACAUGGAUAGUGAUGAAACAGGGAAAUCGUUGAAUUCUUGAUCAA